This is a messenger RNA of Populus nigra (black poplar), 1074 nucleotides long. RefSeq names its product transcription termination factor MTEF1, chloroplastic. Gene Ontology annotation, molecular function: double-stranded DNA binding. Bases 165 to 1010 code for a protein of 281 amino acids. The record is from RefSeq and is a predicted model, not a curated record. NCBI's taxonomy places the organism in Eukaryota, Viridiplantae, Streptophyta, Magnoliopsida, Malpighiales, Salicaceae. Gene Ontology annotation, biological process: regulation of DNA-templated transcription. The transcript has a single exon.
GGGUUCAUGACAUAGCUAUAGCCCACCAGUUUUUAUCAUAUGUACAUAAUAGAAAAGAAAAAACAGUGGCCUCCUUAUCUUCUCGUAAUCCAAAUAACAACCAUACAAAACUCUCACUCACUUUCGGUUGCAGUUAGUUAACCCGCUCCAAAACCCCCAGAACCAUGCUUUACUCUCUCUCCCUGCCAUCCUCCUCUCCCUCCUAUCCACCGGCGAAACCCCUAAAACCCCGUCAACUCUCUCCCUCUCCCCACCCUUCCCAUUACAUCAAAUUCCGCACAGCUCACCAUGAAAACCUCAGGUACCUCAAAGCCAUUGGUGUUAUUGGUCCCAACAGCAAAUCUCGCCAAUUCCCUACCCCUGAUGCCAUAUCUCAUAUCCUUGCCACCCUCAAAUUUUUUGAGUCCAAAGGCUUCUUGGAGACCGACUUUGCUAGGCUCACAUUUCUAUGCCCAGAACUUUUAUCUCUCAACUUUGACAUCACUGACAUUGAGCCUGUGUUCCAAUUCUUGACCGACGAUUUACAUGCUUCUGAUCAAGAAUCGAGGGGUUUGGUCAUCAAGUGCCCUCGACUACUCUUCUCUGAUGUGGAAUAUUUCCUUAGGCCUACUCUUAAUUACCUGAGGCAAUUAGGGGUGAAUAAGUUGAAUGUUCCUAGUAAUUUGAAUGCACAUCUUUUGAACAUCCGCGUAGAGCAAAUGCAAGUGAGGUUCGAGUUUUUAAGAAGCAUAGGUUUUUCACAUGAUGAGGCUGCAAAUAUUUGUGGAAGAUUGCCUGCAAUAUUUGGGUACAGCAUUGAAAACAAUCUGAGACCCAAAGUUGAGUACUUGGUGGAUGAGAUGAAGAGGAGUUUGGAUGAGCUGAAGGAGUUUCCUCAAUAUUUUGCUUUCAGUUUGGAAAAGAAGAUAAUGCCAAGGCACUUGCAUCUGAAGAGAAGGAAUGUGAAGAUCAAAUUGAACAGGAUGCUGUUGUGGAGUGAUGGAAGAUUCUAUGGAAAAUGGAAACGAUGAUUUGGUAUGCAAUUUCAGAACUUGUUCUUGGUUGCGCUUUAGGCCAAUUUACUGCCUCUUGUCA